AUGUCGUGGUGUGAGAAGAAGAUAGAGUUUGUAGGCGAGUUUGACUCUCAUCAUAUUUCAGAGGAGCAGCAGAAUGGGGAUUCGUACAAGGUCUCUGAUAAAGCUGAGCUUCUCCACUCCAACAGCUGCUUACGGACGCUCUGCACUAACUGGCAAGAAAGUGCUGAAAUGGAGGAGAACAGCAACGCCACCCUCAUGGCCGAGAACAGUGAGCUAAAGAAACAAAUUCAAAGCUUGAGGCAGAUGAAACAGGACAUCCAGCUUCUGGAGAAUGAACUGGAGGUCACACGAACUGCAAAGGCAGAGGAAGAUAAACGCUGCAGCACGCUUGAGGCCAGCUGCAAAAAACUUGGGAAGGAAAAUGAAACACUCAGACAGCAGGUAGAAGCACAUUUUGAUGAGACAUCAAGUUUUCUUCUAGAAAAAGAGAAGCAGGAGAAGGAGAUCACUGAGCUCACCUGUGUCCUAAGAGCUUACCAGCAACAACUAGAGGAGGACAGAUUUCUUCUCGAGCAAAAAGAUGAUCUCAUUAAUCAGAGGGAUUUGGUCAUCCAGCAACACAAAGACAUGCUGUCAGAAUACAUCACCAUUAACCAGGGCAUGAAGGAUGAGCUGAAGGAUUUGAACAUCAAGUUGGCUUUGGCUUCAGUCAGCAGGGACGGGAGCUUCAUGAGAGUGGAUACGAUGCUCGCUUGCCCUCCUGAGUGCUCCGUUUCACUCGGGGAAGAGCUCGGAAUUCCGUCUGUGGAUCAGAUGAUGCCUGAGGAGGAACAGAAAGAGGAAGAAGAAGACGCAGCGACUCAGGAGGAACAAUCAGUACCUUAUAUGCCAAAAAGCUGGAAAAGAACCAUAAGGAAACAAGUGUGUGCUGCUGUGGCGCUUGGUUUCAGUGUACUGGGUGUGUUUGGAGCUCUGAGUCCCACCAUGUGUGCAGACGUUUUGGACAUCAUCCGUCACCUGAUCGACCCACACUGCCAGUUUCAUCACACAGGACUUCCUCCCUUAUAA
Messenger RNA from Clarias gariepinus (North African catfish), 1008 nucleotides. RefSeq lists its product as uncharacterized. Gene Ontology annotation, cellular component: meiotic nuclear membrane microtubule tethering complex; meiotic spindle pole; chromosome, telomeric region. Gene Ontology annotation, molecular function: dynein complex binding. The record is from RefSeq and is a predicted model, not a curated record. The coding region runs from base 1 to 1008 and encodes 335 amino acids. NCBI's taxonomy places the organism in Eukaryota, Metazoa, Chordata, Actinopteri, Siluriformes, Clariidae. Gene Ontology annotation, biological process: homologous chromosome pairing at meiosis; actin filament organization; spindle localization. The transcript is spliced from 11 exons.